GGGAAGCCGUGCUCAAUGGAUCAGUCGCUCGCUCGUCUCGCUGAGCACACAGCUAAGAUGAUGGUCGCUUGCCUGCUCCUCUCCAGCAUCUGGACCGUUGCGUCAGGCUCCGUGCAGGUGAUGCACAGAAAGGUCCAGUCAGUCCAGGCAGGAGGAAACAUUACUUUUUCAUGCCGGUUGGUCACAAAAGAAGAUGUGCUACAGGUGACCUGGCAGAAGGAGACGGAUGGGGCUGAAGACAACAUAGCGACUUAUAGUAUGAUGAAUGGCCAAAAGAUAGCGAAGGGCUAUAUCGGCCACGUGAGCUUUGCCCACAGUGAAUUACAAGCCUCUGCCAUCUCCCUUCGUGGAGUCACCCUCCAAGAUGAAGGAUGCUACAAGUGCAUCUUCAACACGUUUCCCUCAGGGGCUGUCACUGGCAGGAUGUGUCUCAAGGUUUACGCCAUCUCAGACCCCAGAGUGGAGGCUAAGCUUAUACACAGUCCAGACAAAGCUGAGGACUCUGAGAAAGUGGUGGGGCUGAGCUGCUCAGCAACAGGGAAACCGGCUCCAAAAAUCACCUGGCUCCUUCCCAGCAUCCUGCAGCAGAAACCAAGGGAGUACCACAUCAAACUUGGCAACCAGACUGUGACUGUCAUCAGCAAUUUCACCCAUACCCCCUCCAAAAUCCUCCAGGAGUACCCCAUUGCCUGCAUGAUCCAACACCCUUCUCUAAACAUGACCCUGGUCCUGCCUGUGGACAGCUUGCUGCAGGGUCCGGCCAGCAGCUCAGCAGCGGCCAUCGCCAUUGCAGUGGGGGUGCUGGUCCCCCUGAUUUCCCUAGUCCUUCUCGCCUGCCUCCUCUGUUGCUGCCUCAAGCACCUACGUGACCCAGAGAGAAACCCAGCCUGGCCAUGCUGGGUCCUUCCUGCCUGUACCAAGGCCAAGAAGUGUAGGCAGUAUGGAGCUACAGAUAGGUGGGCUCCCGUGGUGCCCCCCAGCCCUGGCACACCACUGAACACCUGAGCAGCC
Messenger RNA from Tyto alba (common barn owl), 1011 nucleotides. Its product is annotated as OX-2 membrane glycoprotein. Gene Ontology annotation, biological process: regulation of immune response; negative regulation of macrophage activation. The transcript has 5 exons. The record is from RefSeq and is a predicted model, not a curated record. Gene Ontology annotation, molecular function: cell-cell adhesion mediator activity. NCBI's taxonomy places the organism in Eukaryota, Metazoa, Chordata, Aves, Strigiformes, Tytonidae. Bases 16 to 1005 code for a protein of 329 amino acids.